Molecule: messenger RNA, 2372 nt
Organism: Dunckerocampus dactyliophorus (ringed pipefish)
Lineage: Eukaryota; Metazoa; Chordata; Actinopteri; Syngnathiformes; Syngnathidae
Product: cytochrome P450 2J6-like
Exons: 8
Coding region: 684-2012 (442 amino acids)
Biological process (GO): xenobiotic metabolic process
Cellular component (GO): intracellular membrane-bounded organelle; cytoplasm
Molecular function (GO): oxidoreductase activity, acting on paired donors, with incorporation or reduction of molecular oxygen, reduced flavin or flavoprotein as one donor, and incorporation of one atom of oxygen; heme binding; iron ion binding
Source: RefSeq, a predicted model, not a curated record
GAUGCUUGAACUCAUUCAUAUUCAGUGAAAUUAAAUCAAUUCUGUUUUAACUUAGUUAGAUUUACAACAAAAACGAAUGUUAAAUUAUGUGAAGCAUCUUUCAUAUACGGUGCACAGUCCACUUGGGGUGUGAUAAUACAUUUAGCCCCCAAGAUGAAACGAUACACAAUAUUGGGUUCACGAGAAGGAGAUACUUUAAUAUCACAUUAACUUUAUAUUAACAUUAAGAAAACCACUAUGAUAAUGAGUCGCAAAGAAACUCAGGUUCAUUUUGACAUGUUUUAAAACUUUGAUGCUUUUAAAGUGCUUGUGACACUAAAACAUUUUUGACAUACAAAAUAACAUCGAAAGGCAUAUUUCCUGGCUCAGAUGUGUGCUUGAAUGUUGACAUAUUUACCCAUUUUUACAUCUUUCGCCACUGAAAAACAAUCCUGUUGGAGACUGGAGAAGAAGAAGGAGGAAGAAACGUCAAUUAGAGUCUCCAAUUAACCUAACAUGCAUGUUUUUGGAAUGUGGGAGGAAACCGGAGUACCCGGAGAAAACCCACGCACGCACGGGGAGAACAUGCAAACUCCACACAGAGAUGCCCAAGCGGAGAGUCGAACCCAAGUCUUCCCAAUCUCCUGUGUGGCCAACAUGCUAACCACUUGGCCACCGUGCGGCCAGCAGUAUGACAGUAUUAAAUGGCUGACGUCUAUGGAAAUGUAUUCCGCUUUCAUUACGGACAUCAAAAGCUCGUGUUUGUGUGCAGCUACAAGAUGGUAAAGGAGGCCAUUGUGACACAGGCCAAGAACUUUGUGGAUCGACCGUACAGUUCUGUUUAUGCAAGGCUAUUCUCCGGACAAACAAAUGGUCUGUUCACUAGCAAUGGUGAACCGUGGAAGAAGCAGCGGCAUUUCGCCUUGUCCACUAUGCGCAACUUUGGUGUUGGAAGGAAUCUUAUGGAGCGAAACAUCUGUGAGGAGGCUCGGCACUUGGUGGAGGAGAUUGAGAGCCACAAGAGUGAACCUUUCGAUCCAAGAGGACUCUUCACCAACGCUGUGUCCAACAUCAUCUGCCAGCUGGUGAUGGGAAGACGUUUUGAGUACAGCGACCACAACUUUGUUAUCAUGAUGCGCAAUUGGACUGAAUUUGUUAAAUUGGAGACUUCCAUAUGGUUUGACCUCUACGAGGUAGUCCCCCGAAUAAUGAAGCACCUGCCAGGUCCUCACAACAAGAUAUUUCGCCAUUUCAACAACAUCUCUGAUUUCAUCAGUGAGGAAGUGAAGAGGCACAAACAGGACCUGGACCCCAACAAUCCCAGGGACUACAUUGACUCUUUCCUGAUAGAAAUGAAGAAUGUGAGUGAAACGCCAUCAUGCAAACAAAACGCUACAAAGCGUCAACUUACCAUAUUUUCGUUCCAGCACGCUGAAAACGAUCAUGGCUUCAAUGAGAACAAUUUGGUUCUGUGUUCCAUGGAUCUCUUCAUGGCAGGAACAUUACCCACGGCCGCCACUUUGAAGCUGGGUUUGUUGUACCUCAUUGAAAACCCAGAAGUCCAGGAGAAGGUCCAUGCAGAGAUUGACCAAGUGAUCGGGCGGACUCGUUUGCCCAAUAUGGCUGACAGAGUCAACCUGCCCUACACAAACGCUGUCGUCCAUGAGAUCCACAGGAUGGCCAACAUUGUUCCGUUCAAUGUACCCAGAGUGGCCGCCAACGACACACAACUCGGGGGCUACGACAUACCAAAGGGUACUUGCGUGAUGAUCUUUCUGAUGUCUGUGCUGUUUGACAAGAAUGAAUGGGAAACACCACACACCUUUAACCCUGGACACUUCCUUGAUGCUGAUGGAAAGUUCCUAAAGAAAGAAGCCUUCCUGCCUUUUGCUGCAGGGAAGCGUGUGUGUAUUGGAGAAGGAUUGGCCAGGAUGGAGAUUUUCCUGUUUUUGGUGGCUUUGCUUCAGAAGUUCUCGUUCUCCGCCCCCGAUGAAGAAGAGUUAAGCUUCAAGAUGUACUUCAAGACUCGCUAAUUGAUGCACUGUAACACAAAAUGCAAUAAAUGUUAUUUGUUUCUUUUGCUAAACUUCAAAAAUGAUUUGAACUUCGAAGGUUUUUCAGUCAGGGGAUAGGUAAAGACAUUGCUGUAAUGAGGUCAAAUGUGGAGAAUGAAUGAAUGUAUAGCUCAUAUUACACUUUAACAGUACCAUUUCUUUCAAUAGACAUGCUCACAAUUAAAAUCUUUUAACAAGACUUACAAUUUUUUAAGAACUUAGUGAUUACAUCAUGAUUUGAUGGACUGAUUAGUUCAUUGACGUACAGAAGAAUCACAAGACUGAUUGACUUACAUGAUUCAGUCAACGAGGACUCUCACUGCUGCUCGAUGUUUCUGG